ACAUAAAUACACAUUCACACGCACGCUGCUCUGCAGCUGAAAAUGUCGAACCUGCCGCGUGAACUCAUCGUAGACAUACUGUCCCGACUGCCGGUCAAGUCUCUCUGCCGAUUCAAGUGCGUCUCCAAGCCAUGGCGCACUCUCAUCUCUCAUCCCGAUUUCGUCAAAACCCACCUCCACCGCGCCCAAUUCAAGCGACUCAUCUUAGCCUCCGGCAAUUCUCUCUACUCCAUUGACCACGAAACCUCUUUCGAAAACGACGUCGUCGCCGUCGCUCUCGAUUAUUUCCCUCUCGACCAAAACCACCAACUCUCGAUUGCAAUUAUCGGUUCUUGCAACGGCCUCCUCUGCCUUAGGUCUCAACCCAACACCUUCUUCGUUUUCAACCCGGCUACCCACGAGUCUGCCCGAAUACCCGAUGCCCCGACUCCUUACGGGUUCGAUCACGCUAUUUUGGCAUAUGGGUUCGGUUACACUCCCUCUAUCGACGAUUACAAGCUCGUCAAGGCCGUCAACGCACCUCUCGUGGCUGUGUUUUCGCUGAAAACCAGCACGUGGAAAUUGGUCGAGGGCUUCCACUACGAGGUAUGGGAGGGCUCACUUCCAUGUGGGACUCAUCUCAACGGCGCUCUCCACUGGGUAUUCAAGCGUCGCAGCGGAGGUGAGUGCGUCAUCGCCGCCUUUGAUUUAGAAACCGAUACGAUUCUAGAAAUGCCGGUACCGGCAAUUUCUGUGUCGGGUUUCAGCACUGGGUCUUUGAAAGGGUGCCUUUGUUUGAUGGAUCUUGUCUUUGGCCUAAGGCGUCGAGAUAUUUGGGUCAUGAAGGAGUACGGUGUGGGAAAUUCUUGGACUAAGAUUUUGGUCGUGGACCCGUGUUAUGAGGUGAAGCCGUUGUGUUUGUGGAAAAAAUCCAAGAUCUUGAUGACAAUCGAUGGGAACGAGAACGAGAACGAGAACGGGAACGAGCUGGUUCUGUGUAAUCCAAAAGAUGGGACGUGCAAGAAUUUUGAGGUAGUCGACAUUCCGUUUUGGUUUUAUGCAGAUACAUAUGUGGAAAGCCUUGUCUCGCCCAAAUUUUCUGCAAUAGUUUGAAGGUGGUCUAUGUUUGUUUUGUUGUGUUUUCUGAUUUUGAAUGUUAUUAAGUAUUUCUGCUGAUUCUUAAGAGUUCUUUAGCUUGCUUCUUGAGAUUUGGGGCUUGUUGGUGACAUGUGGUUACUUCUUACAUUGUAAUUGUACUAAUUCCACGUUCUCAUUAUGUUUCAAUAGACUUUCAAAACUUUGGGUUCAAA
Quercus lobata is the source of this 1289-nucleotide messenger RNA. RefSeq names its product F-box/kelch-repeat protein At3g06240-like. Gene Ontology annotation, molecular function: protein binding. The transcript has a single exon. The record is from RefSeq and is a predicted model, not a curated record. The coding region runs from base 43 to 1092 and encodes 349 amino acids. Lineage: Eukaryota; Viridiplantae; Streptophyta; Magnoliopsida; Fagales; Fagaceae.